AUGAUCUAUCAAGACAGCUUCAACCUUGUGGACGACGCGGAACAGUAUCAGGUGUAUCCUUUUGGUACCACCGAGGAUUACCUUGCUAUUCAAGCAAUGUCCGGACACGGAAAGGAGCUAUCCUUUUUUGGUACAGGUAGAUUGUAUGAUCCUACGCUGAGAAUGCCUCCUGACAACUUGGCAGAAUAUCAGCCAGCUAUUCAGUACCUGUCGUCCUCAUAUGCCUCGCCCGAGACGAAUCAGAAUGAUCUUGCUGCUUUACCAAAUGAGUACGGAAGCGAUUAUGAGGAUGGCUAUGGAUACUCUCCUGGCCAGAACGAUGCCUACACUCAUGUCAGCCUAGCUGGACCUAGUCUAGGUGGUUAUUCGACCGUCCCACCACCAGCACUAGCACCAAUUAGCACUCAUGGCAUCCCAUACAACAUGGUAUCCACCAAGAAGCGGAAGGCCUCGGUUGAGUCAUUCCCAGUUGAAGCACCUGCGCCAAAACGCAUGGCUUUGCAAGACCCGAGCGGAGAAUUUUUUGAUCUGAAGAGUGAGCCUUCGCCAUACUCUUCUCUGGUACCCACACCCACAACUCUGGGAGGAUCCCAUUUGACAUAUCAACUCGCUGUGUCUCCUCGGCUGCAUGGUCACCAGCACUCCGCAUCAAAUGCCUCGCAGAUUUCUGUAGCUGCAACUGCACCAUACACGCCUACUGUCAGUCCAUCAUUCACAACUGCAAACACUGAACACAGCCCACGUGCACCAGCGACGCCCGGACCACAGGUGGCAUCAGCUGCCCACAACCCGAAACUGGUUCGUACGUCAACCAUUUCUCAACACUCUCCUCCAGGUUAUCCUCAUACUUUACCAACUGUUGGACACACGCAGAACUUCAAUCCAUACACGCUUUUCUCUCCAGACAGCAAAGCAAGACUUCACCUAGAUGGUGAUUUGGACGAGGUAGCCAAGACCUGGAGCGAAGAAGAGCUUGAAGCGCGACGCAAGAUUGUUGUCUUUGACCGUCAACAGAAAGGCAAUGACAUCACGGCAUCCUUUAGGGUUGUGCCACAGAACGAAUGGAAGAGUAACCCAAGAUCAGUCAGCUGCAUCUGGUGGGCCGAGAAGAAGGAGGCAUAUGUCACCAGCGUCGACACUAUCGCAUUGUUGGAGGCUAUCGUUGCGGCUCGCUUCACCGUCGAGGAAAAGAAUCGUAUUCGACGCAAUCUGGAAGGAUUCAAGCCGGACACUGUGUCGAAAGGCAAACCGGAGACCGAAGAGUUUUUCAAGGUCAUCAUGGGCUUUCCUAACCCCAAACCUCGAAACAUUGAGAAGGAUGUCAAGGUUUUCCCAUGGAGAAUCCUAUCGGUCGCCCUCCAGAAGAUAAUCUCGAAAUAUUCUGCCAGUUAUGCCAGCACAGCAGCAUCGGUUCCGCAGCCAAAGAUGUACCGACCGAUUGAGCAUCAUGAGUAUCCUUACGCCACACGACCAGCUCCUGACUACCACAGCAGUCUUCAGGUCGCCGCAUUCCCAAUGUAUGAGCCACAAGGCAGACUACCAGCAUCAGCUACACCAUCAUUGCAUUUGAGUCCUCAUAUUCCCCAAGGCCAUUCUGCUCAUCCUGGUUAUGGCUAUGGUCACCAGAUGGUACAACAUAGCCAUGUUCAGUACGAGAAUGUAAUGGCAGCUCCAGUAUCGGCACCCAUUCAAUAUUGGCAACAUCAUCCAGGAUACACGACAGACCCAGGCAUGCAUAUGGCUUCUGUCAGUGCGCCACCAUCAGGAUACCCACGAGAAAUGAUCGAUCCAGUCGACUUUCACCACCGAGCUAUUCCGAUGACCCACCAUCAUGCCUAUGCUGGGCAUCACUAA
Lithohypha guttulata is the source of this 1854-nucleotide messenger RNA. RefSeq lists its product as uncharacterized. Lineage: Eukaryota; Fungi; Ascomycota; Eurotiomycetes; Chaetothyriales; Trichomeriaceae. Gene Ontology annotation, cellular component: nucleus. The transcript has a single exon. The coding region runs from base 1 to 1854 and encodes 617 amino acids. The record is from RefSeq and is a predicted model, not a curated record.